AUGGAACUGAAAGUGCCGGUGUUAAUUUCGUUGGUUGGGGAAAAGGCAUAUGAACUAAUGGUGAAUUUGUGCAGCCCGACUAAACCGAAGGAUAAAGUGUACAAAGACUUAGUUAAAACAAUGGAAUCUGCGGAGCGGGAUGCGCUGACCGUAGAGGAGGGGGCGGUAGUGAGUACACGUGGCCGACGUGGCGCGCUCGGCAGCGGUGACCGCCACGACCUUGACGACGUCCAUUACUUAUCGAAUGCAACUAACCGAAUGCGAUUGAGCGAGUGUUCUGCGUGCGGUGACUCACGCCAUCGUUGGCAGGAAUGCCGCUAUAAAUCGUUCGAGUGUAGCAAGUGUCGGAAACGGGGACACCUGAGGAGAAUGUGCCCGGAAAGCUUAGGCAGCGAGCCGGUGAAUAGUGGGGCAGGCGGAGCUUGGAAACGCGGAAGGAACAAAGUGAGUCGGGGCGGCGCAUACAGACGUGGCGGGGACACACGGAACUGUUCGGGAUCGGAGGCACAUCACAUGUACCACGAGGAAGAAAACAGGAUGCAGAAUAUCAGGAUGACGGAAAUAGAGGCGGAAGCGGGAACCUGUGAAGACGAGGAACCAGUAUACCAAAUGGGUCUACGGGAUUAUAAACCGAUU
Iphiclides podalirius (scarce swallowtail) is the source of this 636-nucleotide messenger RNA. The record is from the annotation of a GenBank genome assembly. Lineage: Eukaryota; Metazoa; Arthropoda; Insecta; Lepidoptera; Papilionidae.